AUGCAAACUGGUUAUGGCUUGUGCUGGACCUGGGAUCUCUCUCAUUGGGAGCCAAUGCAAGCUGACGCUGUUCUGAGCAAGCCACAGAUUCUCCUCGCUGCUAGCGAAAGUAUAGCUGCCACAAAGUUUGCUCACCUCUGCCGUAGUUUUUCUGGAUGGUCAGAAGUUAGAGCAGUUGCCACAAAAGCAUCUUUUCAUUUCAUUGAUAGAGCAUCACUAUCCAGGGAUGUAAUACUUUACGCCGAUGAGGAUGAACGGUCCAGAUGGAACACAACAGGUGAUAGCUUGCUUUCCAUUGAGCUCCGCAGUUGGGCUGAUAUCAUGGUUAUUGCCCCAUUAUCAGCAAACACACUAGGCAAGAUUGCUAGGGGAUUGUGUGACAAUCUGCUAUCCUAUGUUGUAUAUGCAUGGGAUUUCAGCAAGCCUUUAUUUGUUGCACCGGCCAUGAACACCUUGAUGUGGAACAAUCCGUUCACGCAACGACAUAUCAGGACGAUCAAAGAUGAACUCAAAAUUUCACUCAUCCUUCCUCUCACUAAAAAUGGUGCAAUGGCUGAAACUGAUGAGAUUUACGGUGCUGUACGACGCGGUUUACAGUCACGAUUUCCGAGAGGCCAUGUUGCCAUGGACUGGCUCUAUUUGAGAAGGAUACAGUGUUGUUCAAAGAAGCGACGCAUCUCAAAAAGACGAGACGAUAAGGGGAAGCUCUUUGAUGGCUCUAUUUGA
Prunus avium (sweet cherry) is the source of this 726-nucleotide messenger RNA. The record is from RefSeq and is a predicted model, not a curated record. NCBI's taxonomy places the organism in Eukaryota, Viridiplantae, Streptophyta, Magnoliopsida, Rosales, Rosaceae.